AUGGAGCAAUUAAAAGCAUUGACAAAAGGGCGCGCCAGACUCAAGGCCAAUAUCACACGGAGCUUGGCUUGGGCUGAGGACGCGCAACAUUCGAACGUUACACGGGCAGAGGUGUCUUCGCGGCUGGAGCAUCUCAACACAACAUGGAAAGACUUCAAUAGAUUUGGUGAUGAAAUAGCUAUGCUAGACGAAGUAGAUGGCUAUGUGGAUCCAGAGAAUGACAACAUAUUCUACGAGGAAAAAUAUCUAAGGGCACAUGCAUUACUUUCGGCGAUGGCUCCGAAUCUGGUACGAAAUUUGGCUAUCACGGAUUCAGCUUACAACACUGCGUGGGAGCGACUUAAUGAAAGAUAUAAUCGUCCACGGCAUAUCGUGAAUUCACUAUUGGAGCAGUUUACGAAGCUGCCAACAACAACAAGGUCGGAUACAGCAACAUUACGGAAGGUGUCAGACGGCGCAAAUGAAAUAGUGCGUGGUUUGGAUGCCAUAGAGGAAACAGGACGAGAUUGUUGGAUCAUCUACUUGACGCUGGAGAAGCUGGAUGCAGAUACUCGACGCAGGUGGAUCGAGCGCAGUGUGGAGACAGACUCACCCACACUGGAGGAAUUCUUCAUAUUUUUGGAUGCACGUUGCGAGGAACUAGAGCUCAGCAAGCGUGAAACAGUCGGAGGCAAGACUACAGCCUCAAUCGGUGACAAGACAAGGAAGGUCACACAUUCGCUGGUUGUACUUGCAGGAAACAAGUGCAGCAAAUUUCAUUCUACAGAGCAUCGUCUGCAUGGAUGCCAACAAUUCUUGGAUAUGUUAGCAGGACAAAGGUUUUCGUUUGCCAAGGAAAACGCUCUAUGUUACAAUUGUCUGAAUCCUGGUCAUGGGGUCAGAAAAUGCAAAUCCACGUUCAAGUGCAGGCAAUGUAAAGCUCAGCAUCACUCACUUUUGCACCUUCAACGCACGCAACAGGCUAUUGGAACAAUCGCUCAAACUGGUGAGGAUCAGGAGGAUCCUAGCGCACACUCAACGGUGACUACGAGUCACAUCGCACAAGCAGAAGGUUCUACAGCAAUUGCAUGUGCACAAGGCACCGCAAAUAUACAACAAUCAACUGGAUGGAACAGGAGCACCUUGCCUACGGCCAUGGUCAACGUUCGCAACGCAAAGGGAGAUUUGGUAGCAUGCCGACUCCUAUUGGACACUGGUUCAGAACUGUCGUACAUAUCUGAACGCUGUAUACAAACACUUGGUUUGGCUCGUACGCCAUCACGCAUACUGGUUACGGGAAUUUCAUCAAUCAAAGCAGACACUACAAGGGGAUGCAGCACUAUACGCAUCCAAUCCCGUAUUUUGCAAGAUCAGCUGGUAGUCCAGGCUCAUGUGCUUGGAAGGAUUACAUCAUCAUUGGAAAGGCAGGCCAUCGACGAGUCUGCACUUCGAGUUUUCAACGAUCUGCAACUGGCAGAUUCACAAUUUAGCACAAAUGCCCCAAUUGACAUUCUUUUGGGCAGCGAACCCGUUUGGAGCGUUAUAACUGUUAGAAAGAUCUACGACAACAAAGGAAAGCUCAUUGCUAUAUCAUCAAUUUUCGGAUGGGUAAUUACAUCACUGCUUUCAUCACGCGCAUGCAGCGCUACGGCACUUACAACAACAAUAGACAUCGAUGCUUAUCUCAGAAGGUUCUGGGAACUGGAAAGCAUACAACGCAAAGCAGAAGUUCAACCUGAAGACGAGGAGGUGGAGAAACACUUUCUUGCAACACACACUAGAGACGAACAAGGCAAGUACAUCGUGGAACUUCCGUUUAAAGUAUCCGAAACACAAUUCGCAGAUACACUUCAAGGAGCGCUGCAGAGGUUCAAAUCAGUUGAACGACGUUUGGCACAAAAUGAACAAUUACGUAACGACUACGUGAAGUUCAUGAGGGUAUACCAGGAGCUAGGACAUAUGCGAGAAAUCUUACCGAGCGAAAUUCCCAAGGGUUUAUUGGGUCGGAAACUUAGAGUGGUUUUUGACGGCUCAUAUCAAGACGCCAAAGGCAUGGCGUUAAACGACACGCUCUCGAUCGGACCGAGCAUUCAGCGAGACCUAUUUGCUGUGUGCUUGCGAUUCCGUAUGUACAAAUACGUCUUUUCAGAGGACAUAGUCAAGAUGUUCCGUUAA
Molecule: messenger RNA, 2154 nt
Organism: Drosophila ananassae
Lineage: Eukaryota; Metazoa; Arthropoda; Insecta; Diptera; Drosophilidae
Exons: 2
Coding region: 1-2154 (717 amino acids)
Biological process (GO): proteolysis
Molecular function (GO): aspartic-type endopeptidase activity; nucleic acid binding; zinc ion binding
Source: RefSeq, a predicted model, not a curated record